AUGGCAGGCAAAAACAUGUCGUCGCGACUGCUGAACAUGAAGGUCCGCCUCUCAGCGCCCUGGUAUACAUCUAAAAGACUAACACAGACACCANNGUUCAUGCAACGCGCAUCUGCCUCGACACCCACUACCCCCACCACUCCCGACGGCACACGCCCCUCCAAACGCCAAAGGACCGAAGCAGCAGUCACUCCCGACGCCCUCGCCUUCCAGGAAGCCGCCGCCGCCGCCGAAGCAAAGAAGAACGCCUUUAUCGAACGCGCCGCCGCCGAAGCCGGAGAAACAAAAUGGGUGCUCAGUGUCAGUGACGACAAGCCCAAGACUGCUGGAUCGGGAUUGCGCAUCGUGGAGGCCGGAUAUGGUGCCAUUGACUCGGGUGCACCGAUUCCUGAGAGCGACGAUGAAGAGGAGGAAGAGCAGAGUGCUGGUAUGGCGGGACGAAGGAGUUUUGGAAAGUUCAACAAGGCCGUUGAGUCUGAACACGACUCGGACGCUUCCUCGGACUCGGACUCUGAGGACGAUGAAGAUCUAGACCAAGCCGAACUACUCUUGAAAGCAGAACGCAAAGAAGCAGCCGCAAAACUGCGCGCCGAACGCAAAGCCCGACGGAAACGAGUCAUCGUCGAGCGCGUCAUCGUCGAGCGCGUCAUCGUCGAGCGAGCCAUCGUCCAGGGAUCUUCGUCCAGCGAGUCCUCAUUUAGCAAGUCUUCAUUCUCGAGCUCUUCAUUCCAACCAUACAGAUCCUCCUUCCAGUCUUCUACCACGUCUCCAGUCUCUGCUUUCAGCAGUUUUGUCAAAGCUUUUGAAAUCUUUGCCUUGUUGCAUCGUCGAACGUCUCGGUGUCUCGAGCCUAUCCAGUAG
Messenger RNA from Aureobasidium vineae, 861 nucleotides. NCBI's taxonomy places the organism in Eukaryota, Fungi, Ascomycota, Dothideomycetes, Dothideales, Saccotheciaceae. The record is from the annotation of a GenBank genome assembly.